ACAAUUCAUCACUUUUCAACAUUAGGAUUUUGACAAAAGAUUGGGAUUUUGAUAAAAGAGUUUUCUUAAAAAAAGAGUUUUCUUAAAAUUUGAUAAUAAACAUACAGACAAGAUCAAAUUUUGAAAAAAAAAGGUUUGUCAAGAAAGCUCAAAGCUGAAUGUGCAGGCCUUAAGACUUUCAGUUUUGACUUGGGACUUAACUCAGGAAUUGAGAGCAAAGAUUUGAGAGAGAGAGAAACUUUCUUUUGACUUGUAUAACAAUGACUUGAUCCUACUCUGGUUUUUAAUUUUACUGUUUACAUAAAGGGUGAACAACAUACUAAAGAUUAAAAUGACACCUAAAGGACACCUCAGAAAAUAAUAACAAAACCAAGAGAUGUUUGAAGAGCACUGAUGUAUAAUUAUGACAUGCAGGUUCUGACUAGUGAGCACGAGAGAGAGAGAAAGAGUAAUAGAGAGAGAGAGAGGGAGAGGAGAGAAGAGAGAGAGAGAGAGAGAGAGAGAGAGAGAAACAGUGCAAGAGUGGGAGAGAGAGCGAGACUGUUACAACAUCUGAUAUUUGGCUGAGGAGUACAGAGAGGAGGAGGCAGAGGAGGUGUGAUCUUCCGCAUUAGUACCUGUUGCUUUUGGGAAUCUGUCAGUUUAAAGCUAUGGCGAUGUGUGUGCGUGUAUGGGUGUGUGUGUAUGAGUGUGUAAAGGAGAAGUACUAAAAGCAGAGAAGUGUGAGCGUGACCUGCUGAAAACUAUUGACUCAUCUUCAUGUUGAAACCUUGGCCUCCAAGUGAGAGAAAAAGAGGAAAUGAGUUUGACUGCUGCGGUGACUUGGUUACUUUAGCAUCGCUGGGGGAGAAAAGAACAAGUAAAGAUUCAUGACUCCUGAUUCAGGCAAGAUGAGAGACCGACUGCUGGAGCUGCAGACGUUCAUCCCCAACUCUUCAGUAGAAGAGGAUGAGGAGGAGCUCAGGUGUGAGGAGAAUCCUGAGGAUGAGGAACAACUGGAGCAGCAAGCUAUCAUAUUUGAGGGAGAAGACCUGAUAGAGAGCAUCUACAGGGAAACGCAGGUGAUGAGGAAGGAGAUUCAGUUGCUCAGGCAGGACGUGAAGCGCCUGGGGAAGCAGAACAGCAGGUUUCUCACGUCCGUCAGGAGGAUCAGCAGCAUCAAGCGAGACUCCAACGCUCUAGGAAAACACAUCAAAGCCAGAGGGGAUUCUCUAUACGCCCGGCUAGAGCAGAUGGGGAAGCUUUGUAAGCACCUGGAUGAGGAGCAGGGGCCCUCAUCGGCUACAGCCCGCAUGGUGCGUUCACAAUAUAUAUCUCUGACCAGCACCUUCCACAAUGCCAUAUGUGAGUACAAUGAAGCAGAGAUGGCCCAGAGGGAGAACUGCAAAACACGCAUACAAAGGCAAGCAGAGAUCAUGGGCAAAGAGGUGACCAUGGAGCAGAUAGACGAGAUGAUUGAGACGGGCAAGUGGAACGUCUUCUCAGAUAAUCUUCUCUUGGAAGGAAAGACUGCCAGGUCGGCUCUGAAUGAGAUCGAGAACCGACACAAGGAGCUUCUAGAGUUGGAGGGUCGCAUCAGAGACAUUCAUGACCUUUUCUCCCAGAUGGCUAUGCUGGUGGAGGAGCAGGGUGACAUGCUGAACAACAUUGAAGCAAACGUCAACGCCACCGAGGAUUAUGUCAUGAAAGCUUCAGACGAGGUCAAGAAGGCUGUGCGAUACAAGAAGAACAAUCCGUGCAAGAAACUCUUCUGCUGGUGCUUCCCUUGCUGUAACUGACUGAGGACCAAAACACAGGUCAAUGAUGAGAAAGCUCCUUUAACUGUCAUAAAAUGAGAAGUUAUUUUUUAAUCUUUGGGAUUAUGUU
Cynoglossus semilaevis (tongue sole) is the source of this 1866-nucleotide messenger RNA. RefSeq names its product syntaxin 11a (gene stx11a). The transcript is spliced from 2 exons. Gene Ontology annotation, biological process: synaptic vesicle fusion to presynaptic active zone membrane; exocytosis; intracellular protein transport. Gene Ontology annotation, molecular function: SNAP receptor activity; SNARE binding. NCBI's taxonomy places the organism in Eukaryota, Metazoa, Chordata, Actinopteri, Pleuronectiformes, Cynoglossidae. The record is from RefSeq and is a predicted model, not a curated record. The coding region runs from base 870 to 1778 and encodes 302 amino acids. Gene Ontology annotation, cellular component: plasma membrane; synaptic vesicle; SNARE complex.